Messenger RNA from Danio rerio (zebrafish), 485 nucleotides. RefSeq names its product FAU ubiquitin like and ribosomal protein S30 fusion a (gene faua). Gene Ontology annotation, cellular component: ribosome. The record is from RefSeq and is marked provisional. Gene Ontology annotation, molecular function: structural constituent of ribosome. NCBI's taxonomy places the organism in Eukaryota, Metazoa, Chordata, Actinopteri, Cypriniformes, Danionidae. Gene Ontology annotation, biological process: translation.
CAAGCAUCGCCAAUUGCUCAUCAUGCAGCUGUUUCUGCGCGCUCAGUCUCUUCACACACUCGAGGUCUCCGGAAAUGAGACCGUCCGUGACAUUAAGGCCCAUGUGGAGGCUCUGGAGGGAGUGUGUGUGGAGGAUCAGCUCCUCCUGCUGUCUGGAGCUCCUCUGCAGGACGACUCCACGCUGCUGAACUGCGGCAUCACUGAGUUCUGCACACUCGAGGUGUCUGGCAGACUGCUGGGAGGUAAAGUCCACGGCUCUCUGGCUCGCGCUGGUAAAGUAAGAGGACAGACGCCUAAGGUGGACAAACAGGAGAAGAAGAAGAAGAAGACCGGCCGUGCCAAACGCCGCAUUCAGUACAACCGGCGCUUCGUCAACGUGGUGCCGACCUUCGGCAAGAAGAAGGGGCCGAACGCAAACUCCUAAACCAAUGAUUUACUCUGAGAUCUGAACACUCUCGUAAAAUAAAGGUUCUUCAGGAGCUCAA